Molecule: messenger RNA, 771 nt
Organism: Eimeria mitis
Lineage: Eukaryota; Apicomplexa; Conoidasida; Eucoccidiorida; Eimeriidae
Exons: 2
Coding region: 1-771 (256 amino acids)
Source: RefSeq, a predicted model, not a curated record
AUGCAGCCUUCGUCCCCUCGAGACGCGCCUGCUGCUGCUCCUGCUGCUGCUGCUGCCGCUGCUGCUUCAUCCGCUCCUGCUUCAGGAGCUGUGCCAAAUGGAACGAACACUGUGCCUGCUGCUGCUGCAGCAUUAGCAGCAACAGCAGUAGCUGCAGCAGCAGCAGCAACAGUAGACUGCGACAGCAACAUCGAUCAGCAGACUCGGAGUGAAGGGGCCCGCAUCACGACCCUCGUACCUGUCUCAGAAGCUGCAGCAGCAGCAGCAACAGCAACAGAAGCAGCAACAACAACAGCAUCAGAAGCAACAGCGGCAGCAGCAAGAGCGGCCGCUUCUGGUGCUGGAGGCUCCAGGGUAAAUGUCCGCUUUCCUUCAUCGCCAACAACAGCAGCGAACGAUGCAGCAGCAGCAGCAACAGCAGCGGCAGCACCACCAGCUGCUGCUGCUGCUGAUGCCCCAGAAACCGGAGCGGCUGCUGCCGCACUGAGCCGCCAGCCUACUGGCGGCGUCGGGCCCAGCAGCGGCAGCAGCAACAGCAGCAGCAACAGCCGCAGCAGCAACAGCAGCAGCAGCAGCAGCAGCAGCUGGGGGAAAGGAGACACUCUUGUCGCUCAACGAGUCCCUCCUCGCUAUCCUCAGCAGCAGCAGCAGCAGCAGCUGCUGCUGCAGCAGCUGCAGCAGCAGCAGCAGCAAUGCGCAAAACGGACCUACCCAGCAGCAGCAGCAACAACAGCAGCAGAAGCAGAAGCACCAGCAGCAAGAGCUGCGUAG